This is a messenger RNA of Saprolegnia diclina VS20, 717 nucleotides long. RefSeq lists its product as hypothetical. NCBI's taxonomy places the organism in Eukaryota, Oomycota, Saprolegniomycetes, Saprolegniales, Saprolegniaceae. The transcript has a single exon. The record is from RefSeq and is a predicted model, not a curated record. The coding region runs from base 52 to 654 and encodes 200 amino acids.
GUGAUCCAGUGCUGGUUGUCGCGGCCAGACCUGCCGCCGCUCGACCUCUCGAUGAGCCAGAGUCUCUACGAUAUGGGCUAUGGCGACAAGUACGCCGAGAGAAUCGCGGCCGCCAAGAACAUCAACUUUCAACACAGCGCGAUCAACGAAGAGACGUUUGGUAAGCGGCUCGCCGAGACGUCCUUCUUCCUCUGCGCCAGCCGAUGGGAGGGCUACGGACACUACAUCAACCAGGCGCGCGCGGCCGGCGGCGUCAUCAUCACGACCGAUGCGCCACCGAUGAACGAGCUCAUCGUUGCACCAGUCAGCGGCGUGUACGUCAAGACGGUCAUCCAUCACCACCCGCACCAGAUUCUGGGCGGCGGCUUCGAAGGCGAGCACGGGCUCCGCGACGUGGGCGGGCUCCAAGCCGAUUACGAACCUGGCGAUCUCUGCGACGCCGUCGACCACGUGCUAAGCCUCUCGGGCGGCGAGCGCGAGCGCAUGGCCAAGGCGGCGCAGCAGCAGUUCCACGACGACACCAAGUAUUUUGCAGCCGCCAUGCGCGACCUGCGAGCGUUCGCACGCGCUCAGCUGCGCUCGGACCGAACGGCCGCCGAGGUCGCGGCCGGCAACUGGCAAGACACGGCGGUGCGGGACGUUCCGUGCGUCUAAGCUGUGACGCCAAUACCAUAGUUCAGUCGUUCAAUAGCAUUAUACGAAGUGCAAUGUCGGUGG